This is a messenger RNA of Fusarium subglutinans, 705 nucleotides long. Its product is annotated as cutinase. The transcript is spliced from 3 exons. The record is from RefSeq and is a predicted model, not a curated record. The coding region runs from base 1 to 705 and encodes 234 amino acids. Gene Ontology annotation, cellular component: extracellular region. Gene Ontology annotation, molecular function: cutinase activity. Gene Ontology annotation, biological process: carbohydrate catabolic process. Lineage: Eukaryota; Fungi; Ascomycota; Sordariomycetes; Hypocreales; Nectriaceae.
AUGCGUGCUGCAUUUGUCCUUUCCUUCCUCCUGGCUAGCGGUACGGCCUUGCCAACAGCGCUUUCAGACGAAAAGAGAGCCGUCGCUGCCCAAGAUGUCAAUCUACUGGAGGCCCGGGAUCUCCUCAAUCGCAAUGAUCUUGAGAAUGGUGAUUCUUCUAACUGUCCCUCAGCAAUUCUGAUCUAUGCGCGUGGUAGUACGGAACCUGGCAACCUUGGAAUCACCGUUGGUCCAAUCCUCGUUGAGGCCAUGCAGCUCGCUAUCCCUGAUAUCUGGAUACAAGGUGUUGGUGGGCCGUAUACGGCUGAUCUUGCACCAAACUUCCUUCCUGAGGGGACCACAGAUGCCUCCAUCGAUGAGGCUAAGAGACUGUUCCAAAUGGCCUACGACAAGUGUCCAGAAACGGCCGUCGUGACAGCUGGAUAUAGUCAAGGGACGGUUGUUGUCGGAUAUGCACUAAGCGAGCUCGAUGGCGCGGUCCAGAAUCAGGUUGUUGGAGCGGCCUUGUUUGGAUAUACCAAGAACGAGCAGCUCGGUGGCCGUAUCCCGAAUUAUCCUACUGACAGAACCAAGAUCUUCUGCCUGCCCACGGAUCUAGUUUGCGACGGGACCUUGUUUAUUCUUCCUGCUCACUUUCUAUACGGCGCUGAUGCGGCGGGCCCAGGUGCAGACUUUCUCAUUGGACAGGUUGAGGAGGGGCUGUAA